Molecule: messenger RNA, 717 nt
Organism: Thermothielavioides terrestris NRRL 8126
Lineage: Eukaryota; Fungi; Ascomycota; Sordariomycetes; Sordariales; Chaetomiaceae
Exons: 2
Coding region: 1-717 (238 amino acids)
Source: RefSeq, a predicted model, not a curated record
AUGGCAGCAUCGAAGAUCCUCCUCGUCCUCGGCGCAGGCAAGAACAUCGGCCAGUCGCUGGGCCGUGGCUUCAAGGCAGCGGGGUACAAGGUCGCGCUCGUCUCGCGCAGCGCAGCGGACGGCCAGACCACAGCCGAGGGAUUCCUCACCCUCCGGGCCGAUCUCUCCAACCACGCCUCGGUCCCGCCUCUCUUCGAGGCGGUCAAGAAGAAGCUCGGCGGUCCCCCCACCGUCGUCGUGUACAACGCGGGCGCCGUGGUCUCGCCGGUCGACGCGGCCAACCCGUUCACAGUGCCACUGGACGGCCUGGAGUCGGUGACGGCCGUGACGCACACCAGCGCCUACGUCGCCGCCCGCGAGGCCGUGGCGGGCUGGGAAUCGCUGCCCAAGGAGGUCCCCAAGGCCUUCAUCUACACGGGCAACAUCUGCGCCGCCGUCGUCCUCCCCAAGACGUUCACCGUCAGCUUCGGCAGCGGCAAGAGCGCCGCCAGCUACUGGAUCGGUCUGGCCUCGGAGGUCUACAAGGAAAAGGGGUACAAGUUCUACUUCGCCGACGAGCGGGUCGAAACAGGGGAGCCGGUCUAUUCCAAGAUCUCAGGGCCCGCGGCUGGCGAGUUUUAUCUGAAGCUGGCUGAGGAGGAGACCGACAUCCCGUGGUACGCGACCUUCGUGGCCGGGAAGGGAUUUGUCGAUUUCCCCGAGUCACGGAGGCGCUAG